This is a messenger RNA of Plectropomus leopardus (leopard coralgrouper), 2907 nucleotides long. It is a transcript of the gene usp30, whose product is annotated as ubiquitin specific peptidase 30. Lineage: Eukaryota; Metazoa; Chordata; Actinopteri; Perciformes; Serranidae. Gene Ontology annotation, molecular function: cysteine-type deubiquitinase activity. Gene Ontology annotation, cellular component: cytosol; nucleus. Gene Ontology annotation, biological process: protein deubiquitination. The record is from RefSeq and is a predicted model, not a curated record.
GCAAACAACAACUGACCAAAGCUUAUUUUUAGUGCACGGGGUCAGCGGUAAAGCGGGUCAUGACGCCGCCGUACGUUGGACUCAAAGUGUAACGUGCGCAGACGGGACGACAAACAGACACCGAGUCAGUCCGGUUAUUAAACCUGCUAACGGAGACACGCAUCAAUGAGAAAUCGUACCUUUGUUUCAAGAUAGCAGCUUGGAUAUUUAUCAAUGGAGGCGACAUAGUACACCGAGGACAGCCUAACCUCGGUGUUGUCGGAACAAGAUGAUAAAAAACUGGGGCGUCAUUGGCGGGAUAGCUGCUGCAAUUGCAGCUGGAGUAUACGUUCUGUGGGGCCCAAUUACAGAGAGAAAGAAGAGAAAGAGAGGUAUGGUUCCUGGGCUGCUGAACUUAGGCAACACCUGCUUCUUGAACUCUUUGCUUCAGGGUUUGGCAGCAUGUCCGUCCUUUGUCAGGUGGUUGGAGACUUUCUCGGGUUCGCCUGUGAUCCAGGCAUGCAAAGACAACCAGCUGUCUACGACACUGCUUCAGCUUCUCAAAGCUCUGUCCAGUGACGAGCCCGGGGAGGAAGAUGUGCUUGAUGCCGGCUGCCUCCUGGAUGUUCUCAGACUGUAUCGGUGGCACAUCAGUUCAUUUGAAGAGCAGGAUGCGCAUGAACUUUUUCAUGUUCUUACAUCCUCUUUGGAGGAGGAGCGGGAUCGUCAACCCAAAGUUGCUCACCUAUUUGACAUGCAGUCCCUCGAGAGCCUCCCUGAUCAAGAUGAGAAAACUAUGACCUGCAGAAGUCGAGCCCCCCUUCAUCCGAUACCAAGUCCUUGGAAGUGUCAUCAUCCUUUUCAUGGUCGUUUAACAAGCAAUAUGUCAUGCAAGCGCUGCGAACAACAAAGUCCAGUGCGGUACGACUCAUUUGAGAGCCUCUCCCUUUCCAUCCCUUUACCUCAGUGGGGUCGACCGAUCUCUCUAGAUCAGUGUCUUCAGCAUUUCAUCUCCUCAGAAACCAUCAAAGAAGUGGAGUGUGAAAACUGCACCAAGCUUCAACAGGGAAGCACAGUAAAUGGCCAAGUUCUAGAAAGCCAGAGGACAACUUUUGUUAAACAGCUAAAACUGGGAAAGCUCCCGCAGUGCCUCUGCAUCCAUUUACAAAGACUGACGUGGUCGGCUGAAGGAACCCCCAUCAAAAGACAGGAGCACGUGCAGUUCACAGAGUAUCUAUCGAUGGACCGUUACAAACACAAUGCCUCCACACAGCGAAGUCAGCGGAUCAAAUGUGCGCCGAACCCCAUAAAGGCAGAAAGUUCAGACGACUGCAUGGGGAAGCCCUCUGCUAACGGCACUGAAGCGGAGCAUCGUAAUAACAACAACAAACCUUUUUCCAACGGAACGUGUGCGUCUGUAUUUCUUCAGUCUCCUGGUGUGAACCCACAGUUCGGCCUUGCAUAUGACUACAGCUCUACAGAGUACCUUUUCCAGCUCACAGCUGUGCUGGUUCAUCACGGUGACAUGCACUCAGGACAUUUCGUCACGUACCGCCGCAGCCCUUCCUCACCUCGCACCUCUUCACCCUUCAGCUCCCAGUGGCUUUGGGUGUCGGACGACUCGGUACGAAAAGCCAGCCUGCACGAGGUGCUGUCUUCCAACGCUUACAUGCUCUUCUAUGAGAGAGUCCGAAGACUGAAUCUCGCUGUGCGCUCAGAGGAGUAACCAGAAGUUUACCACCUCACAGCCUGACUGAAAUCUGCCUUUCCGGUCAAACUGUCACACCUGUAUGUGCCAGUUACGACUUGGUUACCGACAGGUGGAUUACGACUUUGUGACGAUGAGACCAGAGAGGAAAGCCAUCCUACUGUAGAGUUACUGUCGGGAUGAUUCUGCGUCGUGGAUCACAGCAGCAUGCUAAAGGUCAUUGAAUGAGUUCAGACAAUAAUUCAGGAGUGGACACUUAGCCUGCUGCUUUGAUCCAGAGGAGGAGGCUCUCGAUCCCAAAGAUUAUGGACCUGCAGGAUUUUUCGUUAAAUAUCUUCAUGUAAACUACUUUGACACGUGUGACAAUUUCUGUCAUGUAACAUCCUGGCUUCAGUGGGACAAAAAAACAGAAACACCACACAAUAUGGUACACUCUGACGUAACAGCCCUGUAAAAAACUGUUCAUGUGUAACGCUUUUGUCAACUCAACUCUGUGGCAUUGUUAUGAUGCUGUAGUUAUUUAGUGUUAAAUUGGAACACGAUAAACGUUAAGGUGUUUCUGUUAUUUUGUCCUCUGCCUGCACAUUACAGACACAGAAAUAGCUGAUUAGGAAUUCUUGGAGAUGUUACUUUAAAGUUGUUACAUAUUAUAAAGUCCAAUAGGUAGAAUCUUCUCUUAACUCUGGUUCUCUAUCAUUUAAUUUGCCUAAUCGUUCCUCGCAGUGUUUGUAAAACUGUAUUGGAAUUAAUAUUUUAAUGACAUUGAAUUUGAUAUUUUUCUAUGUGUCCAGUAAUCCUUACACUGUCAUGAUUUGCAGAGUAGAGAUUAAAGUGCCAUGUUGUCUUCAACGUUCGAGAUUUUUAACACAUGAAGCCACGUGUGCUGCAACUGACGUGAACACACAAUAUGAUGCAUCAGAGCCGUCCGGCAUGGUGUUGAUGUAAAACAGUUGAACAGAUUACUAAUGAUCUGCUCUCAGUUAAUAAAGCCACAGUAUGGCUGCAGAUUAUUUGGGCAAGUUAUCCUGAAUAUUUUCAGUUCUGUGUAGCUGCCAUUCUGCUCCCACCAAACCAACUAAAUUGAGACAUGGCCUGGUGCAAAACUCCUCGUUAAUGUUUGCGAUUUGCACUAAUGUAUAUUCAUGUGAAAUUGUUUGUAUUUGUGUGCAAUCUGUAAAACUUGAUUGUUUUCAGGUAUUAAAAAAGAUAAAGAAAGAAAA